Molecule: messenger RNA, 2563 nt
Organism: Peromyscus californicus insignis
Lineage: Eukaryota; Metazoa; Chordata; Mammalia; Rodentia; Cricetidae
Gene: Miox
Product: myo-inositol oxygenase
Exons: 10
Coding region: 1-858 (285 amino acids)
Biological process (GO): inositol catabolic process
Cellular component (GO): cytoplasm
Molecular function (GO): inositol oxygenase activity; iron ion binding
Source: RefSeq, a predicted model, not a curated record
AUGAAGGUGGAUGUGGGCCCAGACCCUUCCCUGGUCUAUCGACCUGAUGUGGACCCAGAGUUGGCCCAAAGCAAGGACAGCUUCCGAAACUACACCGCUGGCCCGUUGCUGGAUCGCGUCUUCACCACCUACAAGCUCAUGCACACACAUCAGACGGUGGACUUCGUCAGCAGAAAGCAUAUCCAGUUUGGAGGCUUCUCGUACAAGAAAAUGACAGUCAUGGAGGCUGUGAACAUGCUAGAUGAUCUGGUGGAUGAAUCGGACCCGGAUGUAGAUUUCCCCAACUCCUUUCAUGCAUUCCAGACAGCGGAGGGCAUCCGGAAAGCCCACCCAGACAAAGACUGGUUCCACUUGGUCGGACUUCUGCACGAUCUGGGGAAGAUCCUGGCUCUGUGGGGGGAACCUCAGUGGGCCGUUGUUGGAGACACUUUUCCCGUGGGCUGCCGGCCCCAGGCCUCUGUGGUAUUCUGUGACUCUACUUUCCAGGACAAUCCUGACCUUCAGGACCCUCGAUACAGCACAGAACUUGGCAUGUACCAGCCCCACUGUGGACUUGAGAAUGUCCUUAUGUCCUGGGGCCAUGACGAGUACCUUUACCAGAUGAUGAAGUUCAACAAGUUCUCCCUACCCUCCGAGGCCUUCUACAUGAUCCGAUUCCACUCCUUCUAUCCGUGGCACACGGGUGGUGACUACCGACAGCUGUGCAGCCAGCAGGACCUGGAUAUGCUGCCCUGGGUGAAAGAGUUCAACAAAUUUGACCUCUACACCAAGAGCCCUGAGCUACCAGACGUGGACAGCCUGCGGCCCUACUAUCAAGGGCUGAUUGACAAGUACUGCCCCGGCAUCCUGAGCUGGUGAAUGGUUCCCAAUGUCUUCCCACCGCUGAAAGAGCACCUAGGCUGGACAUCACCAGGCACCGUAACAGUCCGUUCCAGCCUUGCUCAGGGCCCCGUACAGCUGUCUACAGUCCCUACCCAUUGUGGUGGAGGUCACUUGUGCCAGGUAUCAAUAAAGACUGAAAGAGUUUACAAAGCUGACUUAUCACUGGGUAUUACUCAGGUAGGGGUAGCAGGAGCAGUCCCACCCAGCACAGGAAUACCACUUACCAUGAACAUGCUGCUUAGCCUCUUGGCUCCAGGUCAGUCAUCCAACUUACCCCCCCAUUCUCGAAAUAAUUACAAAGUCUUCUAGACUCAGCUUCCUUCAACAGAGAAGGGGGAGGGGAAAGCUGGGCAGUGGUGGGGUGGUUCACGCCUUUAAUCCCAGCACUCAGAGGCAGAGGCAGGUGGAUGUCUGUGAGUUCGAGGCCAGCCUGGUCUACAGCGCGAGUUCCAGGACAGAAAGGGCAACAGAGAGACCCUGUCUUGAAACAAAACAAAAUAAACAAAAAAUAAAUGAAAGAAAAGCAUCUAAAUAAAACAACAUAAAUUGAUAGGUUGAUUGCCCAGGCUACACCUAUAGGUGGCCAGGCAGGACUCCCCAGUGCCUUUGGUGUGCCUAAGAUGCAGCUCCAUCUGGGCUUGCCAGCGACCAUCAUAUCUUUUCUCGGUCAUAGAUUCAUCUCUCACUGUGACAUACAACCAGAAGAUGUCUCUUUCAGUUCAAAGGCUUCCCUUAUUCCCCUAGAAGUCGUCUCUGGAGAAAAAUGAGUCUUUGGACUUAGGGAACCCCCUUCUGCAAGUCUUUUUCUGGUUGGCUUCCCCAAUGUAGCUAACAUUUCCCUGCAUUUCUUGUUAACUGGUGAGUGAAUCUGGGGGAUUAAUCAGAUUCAUGGGGAUCAGAUUAGUCUCAGGAGUCCAGAACUGAAGAACAGGAGGACCAUAGCAUUCACCUCUGAUGGUGGAAGUCUUCCUUAUUUAUCUGUUGGAACACUUCAGCACAGAAACUCCCUCCCAGGUGUCCUGGUAGAGCUGUGUGCAUAGGAAGGACAGUAAACACUUUCCUUUAAUUAAUAUGCCAGUGAGUUGGUUCCUCAGUAUCCUUCCAAGAUGGACUAUUUGUGUUUAAGAGUAUACAGUUGCCCGCGGUGGUGGCGCAUGCCUUUAAUCCCAGGACUCGGGAGGCAGAGGCAGGCGGAUCUCUGAGUUUGAGGCCAGCCCGGUCUACAGAGCGAGUCCCAGGACAGUCAGGACUACACAGAGAAACCCUGUCUUGAAAAAAAGAUCAAUAUAAGCUUUCAGUAUUUUGGGUGUGCUUCAGCUCCUUGAUGGUCCUAUCUUUGGAGGAGAGAGAAGCUUCCAGGAUGGCUCCUGGUUCCUUUAUAGGUCAGGGGUCUCUGGCAAAUAUGUUGCUAUUUAGUGUGACAAGACACCCAAGGUGGGCCUAGCGGCACAGGAUUAUAACUCCAACACUCAAGAAGCUGAGAAGGAAGGAACAUGAGUUCCAGGUUGGCCUGAGCUAUAAAGCUAGACUUCCUUAAACAAACAAAAAUCAAUCGGAGUGCAAAAUCAGUGGUGGUCAGGGGAUGCAGCACAGUGGGAAAAUGCCUGUCUCCUACGCAUGAGGUCCUGGGUUCGGUUCCCAACACCAAGAGAGAAACCAAUGGCCAGCUGGACAGCCUGCC